AUGAAAAAGCCUGUCAGCAGGGCCUAUGGAGGUUUCCUGUGUGCUAAACGUGUCCAUGACAGGAUCAAGCACGCUUUCCUCACUGAGGAGCGGAAAAUCAUUGUGAAAGUGUUGAAGGCACAAGCAGAACCCACCCAGCCGCGCGUCCGACCCGAGCGCGCCCUGCGUCUCACGCGGGCACUGGAGCGCGCAGUCACCCGACGGCCGGCCGCGGAGGAAGGAUGGCGCGCAUGGCGCUGCGCUUGGUGCUGUUGCUCCUGGUCGGGGACUUGGCAGGCUCUUCACGUUCUCAACCUGGUCAACUUGCAAAAUAUAGAAGACCAAACUGCAAUAAGUAUAACUUGCCAGCGUGUACCAGAGACUUUAACCCUGUGUGUGGAAGCGACAUGUCCACUUACCCCAACGAGUGUGCUCUGUGCCUGAAA
Molecule: messenger RNA, 425 nt
Organism: Equus quagga
Lineage: Eukaryota; Metazoa; Chordata; Mammalia; Perissodactyla; Equidae
Gene: SPINK2
Product: serine peptidase inhibitor Kazal type 2
Exons: 4
Coding region: 1-423 (140 amino acids)
Biological process (GO): translation
Cellular component (GO): ribosome
Molecular function (GO): structural constituent of ribosome
Source: RefSeq, a predicted model, not a curated record